AUGCCAAUAGAUGUCAAUAAAAAUGUUUUAAAUACCGUAGAAAAGGUGUGGCAAACUACUCCCAAACAAAGACCCCUAAGAGAAGUGGGCUGUUGUGGCCUGAUACCAGAUUUCUUCGAUAAACAGCAUAUCAUAGAUUCCUUUACGGUGUUGGUAAGAAAACGUCCUGGUCCUCGUCGCAGUUUUCUGAUCCUUCUACUGAUUUCUAUGGCCUUAUAUACGUUCCAAAGAGAUGAGGGUCAAUAUUUGUACAUGUAUACCAGCUUUAAAUUUAAAUGGGAUAUAAAUAUUUAUAGUACCUUCAAGACGGUCAAAUCAUCGGCCUUUGUAUUGGCCAUGUUAUUGGCUGUGCCGCUAAUGAAUAAGGUGUUAAACUGGAGGGAUACGGUCUUCGUUUGCAUUUUGGCUCUCGCCUUGGCUUCCGCCCAAGCUGGUCUUUUACCCCACCAUGGCAAUGAAGUGGUUAUCGAACCUCACCACGUUGAGCAUGCCAUCCAUCAUGAUAACAUCCAUCAUCAUGCUGAUGUUCAUCACGACAGUGGCUAUCACUACGGACACUCAUCGCAAAUUGUGAUUGAUGGUGCUGAUCAUCAUCACGGCAUUGAACACCAUCCCGUCUAUCAUCAUGCUGACCAUCAUGCCGCCGUAGAAGUACAUCACGAUGACCAUCAUGUUCAUCAUGCUUCUGCUGCUGCUUCGGCUCAAGUUAUCCAUCAUGAACCCAUCCACAAGGUUGAACCCGUCCACCAUGUUACCAAAGUUGUGCACCAUGAACCCCAUCAUUUCUUGCAUUACACCAACCCCGUUGUAGACCAUCAUGUUGUCCACCAAAACCAUCAUGUCGAUGAACACCACCAUGCUGACGAUUUGCACCACACUGAAUUGCAUCAAGGUGAUGCUCAUCAUCAUGGCGAUUUGCAUGCCGAUGCUCAUCACGAUGCUUUGGUCCAUCACGGUGAUGUUCACCAUCAUGCCGGUUUGGUUCACCACGCUGAUGUCCAUCAUUCCGGUUUGGUUCACCACGGUGAUCUCCAUCAUUCCGCUUUAGUUCACCACGGUGAUUACCAUCAUUCUGGUUUGGUUCAUCAUGCUGAUGCCCAUCAUCAUUCCGGUUUGGUCCAUCACUCUGAUGUCCAUCAUCAUGCAGCUUUGGUCCACCAUGCCGUUCCUGCCGUCCACCACCAUCAUCACAAUGCCGCCAUUGUCCACAAAGUCUAUCCUGCCCAUCACACCACUCAUGCUGAUAUCUUAGCCUUUGCUAAACAUCAUUUGCAUGGCAAAUUUGGCAAGGUGAAAAUCACUGAAAAGCAUUUCUAAACGAUUUCAUUCCCACAAUUGAAACCCCUCUUCUAUUCCUUUUCGAAAGGAUUCCAAAUACCAAUCUAUUCUAAUUACAUCACAUUUAUUCAUCAAAAAAAAAAAACAAAUUAACCAAAAUUAACGCUUUUCAUAGCUAUAAUUUAUUAAACGAACGAACUCUCAUGAUCACACAUUGAUCAUUCAUCAUCCAUAAUUUUCCUUUAUCCAUCCAGGAGUCGUUAAUUAGUUGAAUCAUUUUAAUUCUGUCUAAACAUUUUUAUUUAGUUUUUAAGGUUUAUUGUUACUAGUUAUUUCUCAUAGUGUUACAAACUCGACAAAACCAUAUAUAGAACACAAAAAAUGUAAAUAUUACAGUACAAUAAAUAAUAAAUUAUAAUUGAAACAAAAA
Calliphora vicina (urban bluebottle blowfly) is the source of this 1708-nucleotide messenger RNA. Its product is annotated as histidine-rich glycoprotein-like. The coding region runs from base 1 to 1317 and encodes 438 amino acids. Gene Ontology annotation, biological process: transmembrane transport. Gene Ontology annotation, molecular function: transmembrane transporter activity. The record is from RefSeq and is a predicted model, not a curated record. Lineage: Eukaryota; Metazoa; Arthropoda; Insecta; Diptera; Calliphoridae. Gene Ontology annotation, cellular component: membrane. The transcript has 3 exons.